ACAGCUUUUUUGACUUACGACUUAAUAAUUUUACACUUGUUAUAAGCACUGAAAGUAGUCAUUGCAUGCCUAUCAUGUUCGCUCUUCUGUUGGCAGAACAGGGCAAGUCAAUAAGUCAUGUCUACAGUACUUAGUCGCUACUAGAUAAAUAGGGUUAAUUUACUACAGCGAGGAACGCUUUCGUAUAUUUUAUGAAACCGCAGUAAACGCUGACCAAAAUUACUGUUUACUCUUACCCUCGACGAACGCCUUCGAUAUAGCGUCACCCAUUGGAAAUAGUCCCUUCAGUCCCAUGAAAGUCCCAUGAAAGUCCCAUAACUUAGUUGACAUCAUUGUGACAUUCCGAACAGAUUGUAACCUGAGGGUCUUUUGUGGAGAUCCAUUAAAAAAAAAAGACAAAGACAGCAACAAGAAAAGCAAGGCAAAACGAACUAUUUCCACCUACUAGAGAAGUAGGGUUUAUUACUGCGAAGAACGCUUCCAUACAUUUUAUGAAAGCGCAGUAAACGCUGACCAAAAUUACUGUUUACUCUCACCCUCGACGAACGCCUUCGAUAUAGCGUCUCCCAUUGGAAAUAGUCCCUUCAGUCCCAUGAAAGUCCCAUAAUUUAGUUGACAUCAUUGUGACAUUCUGAACAGAUUGUAAGCUGAGGGUCUUUUGUGGAGAUCGAUUAAAAAAAGAGGACAAAGACAGCAACAAGAACAGCAAGGCAAAACGAACUAAAAUGGCGGAGGAGGAGAUAUAUACUGAGACUUCGAAAAAAUCUGAGAAGGAUGAACUCAUUCCAAGCCAUCCAAGAUCAUCGCCUGGCUCAGGCUGUACGUUCUGGUUGGUGUUUACAGCAGCUGUGAUUGUGUUCGGCUCGUCUUUUCAAUUUGGAUAUGGUACUUCGUGUAUCAAUGCACCAGAGAAGAACAUAAGAAAUUAUUUUCGUGAGAACUCAAGUUUCAGCCAGUUGAUGUGGUCCACUGCUGUGGCAAUUUUUGCAGUUGGAGGAAUGCUAGGAGCUCUCAUUGGUCCUGUUAUAGCUGAUUCCUUGGGCAGUAAACAAACUUUGUUCCUGAACAACCUCCCAGCCAUGGUGGGAUCUUUGAUGAUGUUCUUUUCAUACCAUGCAAAAGCGCCUUUACUACUAAUUAUAGGACGGCUUGUGGUUGGAUUUAAUGGUGGAGUAAAUACGGCUGUGGCACCAGUCUACUUGUCAGAGAUUGCUCCUGUCAAAUUAAGAGGUUCUCUUGGUGUGCUUAAUCAAUUUGGAAUUGUAACUGGAAUUCUUGUGGGAUUUAUAUUUGGACUUACACAGGUAUUUGGCACAGAUAGUCGCUGGCCUUACUCGGUUGGUUUUGGAUUUGUUGUAGCACUACUGCAGGUCUUGACCCUCCCAUUUUGUCCGAGAAGUCCACGUUAUUUGUUACUUAAACUGAACAAAGAACCAGCGACAGUGGAAGCCUUAAGGAUGCUAAGAGGAACAAGCAAUGUGAUGGUAGACAUUGAAGAAAUGAGAAUUGAACAGGAACAUCAGCUAAAAGAAAGGAAGAUCAGUGUCUUUAAAUUAGUUACAAUCCAAGCACUAAGAAUGCCACUACUUAUCAGUGUCAUGUUACAGUUAGGACAGCAGUUGAGUGGAAUCAAUGCAGUGUUUUAUUAUUCAACAUCAAUACUUGAGAAGGCUGGUGUGAAAGAAAGUCGUGUAGCCUCUUGUGCAGUUGGUGUUGUUAGCGUGUUUAUGACUGCUGUCACAGUAAAAACAGUGGAGGUUAUUGGAAGGAGAUCAUUACUGCUUGUAGGAUUUGGAGGAAUGUUUGUAUUUUAUGCUGUGAUGACAAUAUCCUUUCGUUAUGAGAGUUUGUCAGAAAUGAACUAUGUUUCUGUGGUAGCCUUGUUGUUGCUUGUAGUAUUUUUCCAAGUUGGUCCAGGGGCAAUUCCCUGGUUUAUAACAGCGGAGCUGUUCACUCAAGGCUCCAGAGCUGCAGCUGUUAGUAUAGCAGGUACUGCCAAUUGGCUUUCAAACUUUGUGGUUGGACUCAUGUUUCCAUCAAUGCAGGAUGCAUUGUAUCCGUACACCUUCCUUGUGUUUAUGGCACUAGUGGCAUUCUCCUUUGCUUUCACCUUACUUCUCGUUCCGGAGACUAAAGGAAGGACUAUUGAGGAAAUAUCAAGACUCUUUAAGCAUGAGGAUGACGAGGGAAAUACUUGAAGUUUAUGACGCUGAAGUGAUAGCAGAGAAUUGAUGUGCACAACCUUUAAAUGUAUAAUGCUUACAAUGAUUAUGGUUGAUGCACAAGUACAAUAAAUAAUCAUGUCAGAGUUAUUAAAAUUAUUCGUAAGAUAGGUUGGGGAAUUUCUAGUUAAUUUAUUUAUUUAUUUUAUUUAUUUGAGGAUUUGUACCAAGUACUGGAGCAGAAACAAUAGGACAUAGGUCCC
Stylophora pistillata is the source of this 2425-nucleotide messenger RNA. Its product is annotated as solute carrier family 2, facilitated glucose transporter member 3. Gene Ontology annotation, cellular component: membrane. The record is from RefSeq and is a predicted model, not a curated record. Lineage: Eukaryota; Metazoa; Cnidaria; Anthozoa; Scleractinia; Pocilloporidae. Gene Ontology annotation, molecular function: hexose transmembrane transporter activity. Gene Ontology annotation, biological process: monosaccharide transmembrane transport.